AUGGAAGUUUAUGUGGACGACAUACUGGUCAAAAGCAAGACCGCCAAUCGGCAUCUACACAACCUCUCCCUCAUGUUCGACAUCCUAAAGAAGUAUAACACUCUCCUCAAUCCAAACAAAUGUGUCUUCGGCGUUUCCUCUGGCAAAUUUCUAGGCUUCAUGAUCAGCCAACGAGGCAUUGAGGCUAACCUUGAAAAAAUCAAGGCAUUACUCGACAUCCAGUUUCUCACUGGACGCGUCACCGCCAUAGCACGAUUCACAUCAAAAGCCAUCGACCGAUGUGCCCCCUUUUUUAAAGCCCUCAAAGUGAGUAAGCGACAGAUCUUCUAG
Prunus armeniaca (apricot) is the source of this 330-nucleotide messenger RNA. NCBI's taxonomy places the organism in Eukaryota, Viridiplantae, Streptophyta, Magnoliopsida, Rosales, Rosaceae. The record is from the annotation of a GenBank genome assembly.